Messenger RNA from Theobroma umbraticum, 1575 nucleotides. RefSeq names its product 3-dehydroquinate synthase. Gene Ontology annotation, biological process: aromatic amino acid biosynthetic process. The record is from RefSeq and is a predicted model, not a curated record. NCBI's taxonomy places the organism in Eukaryota, Viridiplantae, Streptophyta, Magnoliopsida, Malvales, Malvaceae. Gene Ontology annotation, molecular function: oxidoreductase activity; 3-dehydroquinate synthase activity.
UCCCAAUAAACAGGUCCAAGUUCAACCCCAAAUCAAAAGCCAGUUAAUCACUUCAAACCGACAAGGGUUAAAAGGCGAUGGCUUCACUGUCCUCUGCUUCUGUCCCUCUUGUCAGAGUCCCAACUCAGCUCCCCUGCUUCAGAUUAAAUCAUGGAAAGGAGCAGUCUUUGAGCAGAUAUAGCAAAACUAAGGCAACCCAUUUGAGUAUUAAUUCAAGUGUUAGAAUGUGUUCUGUUGUUGCUUCUGAUUCACCAGUAUCCACCUCAUUGUAUGAGCAAUCAAAGAGGGUGUGGAUAUGGACUGAAAAUAGUCAAGUCAUGACUGCUGCUGUGGAAAGAGGAUGGAAUACUUUCAUUUUCUCUUCACAGAAUCAAGGACUUGCCAAUGAAUGGUCAUCAAUUGCAUUCAUUGAUCCUCUAAUCAUUAAAGAGGGAGGGAUUUUUGAUAGUGUGGGCAAAAGAAUUGCUACAAUUUUGGAGGUUUCAACUCCAGCAGAUUUAAAGAAGUUUCAGCCAGAGGAGGAGCAUGCAGGAAAUGUUGUUAUUGAUUUACUGGACUGGCAGGUGAUACCUGCAGAAAAUAUUGUGGCAGAGUUACAAGGCAGUCAAACGACUGUUUUUGCUGUCUCAAAAUCAUCUGCUGAAGCACAACUAUUUCUUGAGGCCUUGGAGCAUGGGCUGGGUGGGGUUGUUUUAAAAGCUGAGGAUGUCAAAGCUGUUCUUGACUUGAAGGAGUAUUUUGACCGAAGGAAUGAAUUGCACAACAGACUGAGCUUAUCUACAGCCACUGUAACUCAAGUUCAUGCAGUUGGAAUGGGUGAUCGGGUUUGUGUGGAUCUUUGUAGCCUAAUGAGACCUGGUGAGGGACUUCUGGUUGGAUCAUUUGCUAGGGGACUUUUUCUUGUUCACUCGGAAUGUUUGGAAUCAAAUUACAUUGCCAGUAGACCUUUCCGUGUCAAUGCAGGGCCUGUCCAUGCCUAUGUUGCUGUCCCUGGAGGUAAAACCAGCUACCUUUCUGAGUUAAAAGCAGGCAAAGAAGUGAUUGUGGUUGAUCAAAAGGGAAAACUGCAGACUGCAAUUGUUGGCCGUGUUAAGAUUGAGACCAGACCACUUAUCCUUGUGGAAGCAAAGAGAGAUGCAAAUGAUCAAACUGUAUACAGCAUCCUUCUACAGAAUGCAGAAACAGUUGCUUUGGUCUGUCCACACAAAGGUAACACAAUGCAGAAGACUGUGAUUCCUGUAACCUCACUAAAAGUAGGGGAUGAAGUUUUGCUAAGGCUACAAGGUGCGGCACGACAUACUGGAAUAGAGAUCCAAGAAUUCAUUGUUGAAAAUUGAACAACCAACAAUGUUAUUGAAAGUUGUUCAUUUCCGGGAUUGUUUCCAUCCAUUUGAAGGCCUUUCAUGUGCUUGCAGUGGACACAACUGUUCUGGCAUUUGACUGCAGGGGAAAUGCUUGUAUCUGUAAAACUCAGGAAUAACUAACCAAUUUAUUGUAAAUUUUUACAAGCUCUUUAUAUAUAUAUAUAUAUAUAUAUAUAUAUGUUUUGAAGCAAUAUUUCUUCAUGCCAAAGAC